GUGUUAGCCCAUCAGGGGGCAGCACGACCACAAACUGUGUCAAAUCGAAACUCCUCAAUGAGCUCACCUUCGGAUAAAUAGUUUGUCCUUCUCUAAACACUUAUUUUAAUCGUUUGGUGACUUGACAAAAUGAAUGGCUCUCUGCACUCCUCGCCCAGCGUGGUGGACAUAAAACUGAAGCGAGGACCAGCAGGCUUGGGCUUUAAUAUAGUUGGAGGUGUGGACCAGCAGUAUGUUGUGAAUGACAGUGGCAUAUAUGUGUCCAAAAUAAAAGGAGGAGGAGCUGCAGCGAUGGAUGGAAGGCUCCACGAGGGGGACAAGAUCCUGGCGAUCAAUGGAGUCAAACUUGAGGAUCUGACACAUUUAGCAGCGGUUGAGCUGUUCAGGACAGCAGGCGAGGACGUGGAGCUCCGUGUUCUGAAAAAGUUGCCCCAUCACAUGAACGGACCUACAGGCUCACAACCCGAACACCAAACCCCUGUAUCUUUUCUGGGAGCUAACAACAUCUGUAUUUUAUUUUUUAGAUCAAAAACUUUGCUAAAGGCCAAAGAUAUGAAAGAGGGAACAAACUCUAAACGGUAA
Messenger RNA from Monopterus albus (swamp eel), 582 nucleotides. It is a transcript of the gene synj2bp, whose product is annotated as synaptojanin 2 binding protein. The record is from RefSeq and is a predicted model, not a curated record. Gene Ontology annotation, cellular component: neuromuscular junction; neuron projection; postsynaptic density membrane. The transcript is spliced from 4 exons. Gene Ontology annotation, molecular function: protein kinase binding. Lineage: Eukaryota; Metazoa; Chordata; Actinopteri; Synbranchiformes; Synbranchidae. Gene Ontology annotation, biological process: establishment or maintenance of epithelial cell apical/basal polarity; receptor clustering; chemical synaptic transmission. The coding region runs from base 130 to 582 and encodes 150 amino acids.